Messenger RNA from Rhagoletis zephyria (snowberry fruit fly), 684 nucleotides. Its product is annotated as short-chain dehydrogenase/reductase family 16C member 6-like. The record is from RefSeq and is a predicted model, not a curated record. Gene Ontology annotation, cellular component: lipid droplet. Gene Ontology annotation, molecular function: oxidoreductase activity, acting on the CH-OH group of donors, NAD or NADP as acceptor. NCBI's taxonomy places the organism in Eukaryota, Metazoa, Arthropoda, Insecta, Diptera, Tephritidae.
AAUCAAUAUUAAUCAAUAAUUUUGGUGCAAAACUUCGAAAAAGAAAUAAAUUAAAUAAACAGUGGCACACAGCUAUCCGAGAGCAAGAUGAUUGAGCGUGAAGUCAUACACACAAAUAAAGUAUCGAAACGCAUCAUGGACGUUGUUCAGGACGUUAGCGAAUUCUUUGUGGUAUUCGUAAAAAUACUUUUAGAAUUACUGCAACGCCUUUUCGAAAAGAUGAUGAACAAAAAACUAAAAGACAUAAGCGGUGAAAUUAUAUUGAUAACAGGCGCUGGACAUGGUAUUGGACGCGAAUUGGCCUUGCAUUACACCGCCUGGGGUAGUGUAGUAGUGUGUGUGGACAUAAACGAGAAGAACAAUGAAGAGACACUAAAGAAAGCUAAACGACUUAUGCAGAACUCCGUCUACGCGUAUACCUGUGAUGUUUCCGAUCGCGAAGCCGUUCUGAGGCUAGCCGCCAAAGUAGAAGCCGAAGUGGGACGUGUUUCGGUGUUGGUGAACAAUGUCGGUAUUAUGCCAACACAUCCGUUGGAACAACACACAGCUGAGGAGAUAAAGCGCGUUUUCGAUAUAAAUGUACUAUCACAUUUCUGGACACUCGAAGCAUUUCUGCCGCAAAUGAAGCAACAGGGACGUGGCCAUAUUAUCUGUAUUUCCUCACAGAAUACUUACAGAACAUGA